Messenger RNA from Erigeron canadensis, 4160 nucleotides. Its product is annotated as helicase-like transcription factor CHR28. NCBI's taxonomy places the organism in Eukaryota, Viridiplantae, Streptophyta, Magnoliopsida, Asterales, Asteraceae. The transcript is spliced from 11 exons. Bases 238 to 3765 code for a protein of 1175 amino acids. The record is from RefSeq and is a predicted model, not a curated record. Gene Ontology annotation, molecular function: ATP binding; ATP-dependent chromatin remodeler activity; metal ion binding.
ACCAAACUCCACGAAAACACGAUACCUCUCCUCUCAAACAAACACACACCAACACACUCUUUCCUCGUGUCUUCUGUGUCUGCGUGUGUAUAUUCAUAUUGUCCCGCUGUCUUUCUUUCAUUUAUAUAUAUCUGUCAAUAAAUUUAUAUUUCAUCCACAUUAAUAAAGUAAAAUAAAUUAGGGCACAAAUAAUACAAAGUGAAGUAUUAUGUUAUUAUUAUAUUUGUAAGAAGGAAGAUGAUAAUGGCAUCAUAUGGAGGAUGGGAGUUUGAUGAUAAUGACGGUCUUGAUGUAACAUCCAACCACGAUGACCUUUUGGAUUUUGAAUCCCUUUUUAAUACACUUGAUCAUCCAUCGUGUGGCGACUAUUUGGAGAAUGGGCUGGCGGAUCCAUCGAAUGCUGCAUCAUGUAGUGAAUCAGGUUCACAUGGGGCCGGAAAUGGCUCACUUCCAUUUCCCCUUCUGUAUGACUCAGAAGCUUCAGCUUCCAGGGCUUUUUGUUUAAGUGGUUCAGAUGUUAAUGAAAGGCAGGCAUUUAAUUCUGACUUUAAAAAUCUGGAAACAUAUCAAAACGCAUUCCCCAUGCAGAGUGUUGGUGAUUGGAUGAUGCCAGUGUCAACAACCGUCAAUCCUUGGUUAGCAAAUCAUGAAGCUACUCAAGAAUUUUCAUUAGCUAGCAAUAAUGGCAAUGGAGAAACUAAUUUUGAGAGUGCUAAUAACAAUAACACUUUUGUGUUUACUAAUGAUAGUAAUACUAAUGGUAAGGGUAAUCAUUAUCUGUUGGAUAAAACUGGGUUAACUAAUGAGAUAUCUGACAACUCUAUUAUAAACGGUCAUCAAACGUUUGAAAUCCCUGAGUUUUUAGAAGCUCCGGAAAUGGAUCUGAGUGGGUAUUCUGACAUUCCCUAUGCUCCCAAUCAUGGGUUCUCUAUGCCGUAUUUCACAAGCAUAAACGAACCAUUGUAUUUUGGUUUGUCAAGGCAGAUCCAAAGUUCAAAUCAUGAUGAUGGCAAGUUAUUUGAUGCUAAGAUUGAAUCACAAAAACGCAUAGUUCAAAAUCUACCAAGAAAUGAUGUGAUGAGAUAUGAGACCAUUGCUGGAAGGUCAGAUGGAACAGCUCCAGUGGAUCAGGAUUUCGAUAUAGGAAGAUAUGUCAGUGCUGAAGCCAGUAACACUUGUUCAGCAAGUGGCGGAAGUUCUUUGGGUCAAGCUAACAGAGUAUGUCGUGGGAUUUACAAGUGUGAUAACAAUAAACUACUGAUACGUUUAAAGGAUAGGCAAAGUGCUGCACCUACUCCAACUCUGGGCACGACAUGCACAGAACAGUCUUUUGCUGAAGGCAGUAAUACUGGUUCGAGUGGUGGAAAUUCUUUGGGUCAACAAACCAGUGAAGAUCACGGGACUCAUGAGUGUAAUACGCCAAAGAAAAGCCUUGUGAUACGUAUAAAGACUAUGAAUAGUGAUGCAGCUACUCCAACUCUGGGUACUACACGCAGGAAACAGUCUAUAUCAGGUGGGAAGUCACGUGUCACUGCAAAAAGAUCUACACCUAUAUAUGUGCAAAACCAUGCAAAACUUAACAUAGACGAUGAGCAGUCUGGCCAUCAAGUCUCAUCUCAGGAAAUUACCCCUCAAAAGUCUGAGAUACCUCUAGUGGAUGGUGGUUUGGCAGUUCCACUUCUGAGGCACCAGCGAAUUGCUUUGUCAUGGAUGUCAAAAAAAGAGACGAAAAGUAUACACUGCUGUGGAGGAAUUCUUGCAGAUGAUCAAGGGUUGGGUAAAACAAUAUCUGCGAUUGCCCUUAUUCUCAAGGAACGAUCUCCUUCACGUUCUGGUGUUUCUGCGAUUGAAACCAGAGAGAAGGAAACCGAGACUUUGUGUUUGGAUGCGGACGGGGAUGAAGACACAUUGGUGCAAUCAAAAUGUAGUCUAGCUGGUGGGACACUUGUUGUCUGCCCUACUAGUGUUCUUCGUCAAUGGAAUGAUGAGUUACAGAGUAAAGUUGUUAGUGAAGCUAAUCUCUCAGUUUUAGUGUAUUAUGGAGGAAACAGAACCAAGGAUCCAUAUGAGCUAGCCAAGUAUGAUGUCGUCAUCACUACAUAUGCAAUUGUGAGCAUGGAGGUUCCAAAACAACCACUUGAUGAAGGUGAUGAUGAAACAAAGCUAAAGAUCUCGCCCUUCAAGAAAAGGAAAUACCCUCCGGCGUCUGACGAAAGUUGUGAAAAAUAUAAAAAAGGAAUAGAUCAUGAAACGUUGGAAUGCAUAGAUCGUCCUUUGGCCAAGUUGAGAUGGUUUAGGGUUAUACUGGAUGAGGCUCAGAGUAUUAAGAAUUAUAAAACUCAAGCAGCUAAGGCUUGCUGGGGUCUUCGAGCUAAACGCAGGUGGUGCUUGUCAGGGACUCCUAUUCAGAACUCUGUUGAUGACCUGUAUAGUUACUUCAGAUUCUUAAAAUAUGAUCCAUUUUCCGUGUUUAAAAAAUUUUGCUCACAAAUAAAGGCUCCUAUUCAAAGGAAUCCGGUGGCCGGGUAUAAAAGGUUGCAGGUUAUCCUAAAAACCAUCAUGCUUCGACGCACGAAAGGUACCCUUCUUAAGGGAGAACCAAUUAUUAUUUUGCCACCCAAAACCAUUACACUUAAAAUGGUGGAUUUCACGGCUGAGGAGCGUGGUUUUUAUCAGAGUCUGGAGGCUGAAUCCCGUGCUCAGUUUGCAGAAUAUGCUGCUGCUGGUACUGUCAAACAAAACUAUAUAAACAUAUUAUUGCUGCUUCUGCGCCUUCGGCAAGCUUGUGAUCAUCCUUUACUUGUAAAAGGAUGUAGCACCACCACUAAUUGGAGGUUGUCGGUUGAGAAAGCAAAAGGGCUUCCUCAAGAAAAAGUCCAUCGUCUUCUUAACUGCUUGGAAGCUUCAUUAGCAAUUUGCAGCAUCUGUAAUGAUCCACCCGAAGAUGCUGUUGUAACAACUUGUGAGCAUGUAUUCUGCAAUCAGUGCAUCCUCGAACAUCUUUCUAGUGAUGACAGCCAUUGUCCAUCUGCCAAGUGCAAAAGUAUACUCAGUAGAUCUUCAGUUUUUUGUAAAUCAACCCUUAGUGUUUCAGUUAGUGACCAGCCUUGUUCAGAAGAAGCUGAGGUUGUGGAGCCUUGUUCGUCUAAUGGACCAAUUGAUCAAUUGAAAAUUGAGGCAACUAAGGCACUUGAAUCUUCCAAAAUAAAAGCUGCCAUUGAAGUCCUGAAGUCUAUUUCAAAACCUCAGGAGAUAACUUUGAAUGAUACUGAUUUUAUGAGAAAUUCAGUUGUAAAGGAGAAAGCAAUUGUCUUUUCACAGUGGACAGGGAUGCUAGAUUUGGUUGAAGUUUGUCUGAAAGAUUCCUCCAUUGGUUACAGGAGACUUGAUGGGACAAUGUCUGUAGUUGCUCGUGAUAAAGCAGUGAAGGAUUUCAACACUCUUCCUGAGGUAACUGUUAUGAUUAUGUCUUUAAAAGCAGCUAGUCUUGGGUUAAACAUGGUUGCUGCUUGUCAUGUAAUUCUUCUGGAUCUCUGGUGGAACCCAACAACUGAAGAUCAAGCAAUUGACAGGGCUCAUCGGAUCGGGCAAACUCGUCCAGUAACCGUUUUUCGGUUCACUGUUAAAGAUACUGUUGAAGAUCGUAUUUUAGCUCUUCAGAAAAAGAAGAGAGAAAUGGUAGCAUCAGCAUUUGGAGAAGAUAAAAAUGGUGGCUCUCAGGCUCGCCUCACAGUUGAUGACAUGAAAUAUUUAUUUCAAGCUUAGUACCUGGUACAUCCUUUUCCUAGAGCUAAAGCCAGCCAAAGCAUUACAUCUCCCUACAUUUGCUGUUCUAGAUCCGGGAAAAGGCCUAUCUUUAGCGUCAGUCUUGUUGAUAUCUUAGAGUGGUUUUUUUGCAUAUUAAUCUCAAUCAACGACAUUAUUAACAUCGUUUUUUGGGAUUUGGUAGAAUUUUAGAACAGAAGAUAUAUCUGGUUUUGCAAGAUGGUAGAUGAUCGAUAGGAGGUUUUUAGUUUUAGAAUGAACUGCUUGCUAAACCGUCUUUUGUGUAUCUCCUAUAGGGGAUCUCUAAUUGAAACAACAUUUGUCAUGAUCAGCAAAGAAGAAUGCUGGAUGAAAAACUUUCUAUAUUCAUCUAAUCUGAUUUUGCAUUUGAAAUU